AUGGCGGCGAAAGAAAUACCUGGUGCUACAUCUGUGUCACGACGUCGAUUAGCGCUUGUAAUUGGCAUUGAUGAUUAUGAAAACCACCUGAAAUUAAAAAAUCCAAAGAAUGAUGCGGAAAAGCUGUCAUCUCUCUUGCAACGUAUUGGUUUUAUUAUUGAUACAUCACCAUUGGUCAAAACAUAUGGUGAGCUAAAACGUAAGAUUCUUGAUUUUGAACUUUCAAUAGAGCCGAAUGAUGUCGUCCUAUUUUACUUUGCUGGACAUGGGGGUCAGAAUUAUUUAAUGCCAAAAGACUUUCCUCAAUUUCCUGAAAUAAAUGAAGCAGAUUUAAAAGAGAUAGCAGACAUAUUAGAAAAAGGCAUUUUAAAAAAAGAGAUGGCUGACAUAUUGAAAGCAGACAUUUUAAAAAAGAAGACAGCUGACAUUUUGAAAAUGAAGGCCAUCAAUGCACAAGAUAUUCUUAACACAUUGAGUGAUCGAAAACCAUUUGUAACAAUAUUUCUUUUGGAUUGCUGUAGAGAAUAUGUCUUACGGAAUCCUGAUUUACAUACACGUGGUCCAAACUCAAACACGAGCAAUUCUAAAUCAGUUGGCCUAGCAGCAAUGCACAAAGCAGGCACACUGGUUGCAUUUGCUUGUGCACCUGGUACAUAUGUAGAUGAUAGAUCAAAAGACAAAAAUAGUUUAUUUAUGGAACAUCUUCUAAAACACAUUAAAACUCCGAAUGAAGAUAUUGUAAAUAUAUUACGUAAUGUGACCCAUGGAGUGAUGGAAGAUUCCAAUGACACACAGGUUCCAUUUUUGAGUGUUCAAUUACGAUACCAGAAUAUCUACUUGUGUGAGCAAGCUCAAGGUAAGAAGAAUAGUUCUGAAUAG
This is a messenger RNA of Rotaria sp. Silwood1, 879 nucleotides long. NCBI's taxonomy places the organism in Eukaryota, Metazoa, Rotifera, Eurotatoria, Philodinida, Philodinidae. The record is from the annotation of a GenBank genome assembly.